Camellia sinensis is the source of this 2000-nucleotide messenger RNA. The record is from RefSeq and is a predicted model, not a curated record. NCBI's taxonomy places the organism in Eukaryota, Viridiplantae, Streptophyta, Magnoliopsida, Ericales, Theaceae.
UCAAAGUUGACACAAUGAUGGAGAAGUUAGGAAUAGAAAUGGUUGAACAAUGUGGGGGCUUACCACUAGCCAUUAUAGUACUUGGAGGACUUCUAGGAACAAACUUGACCCUGAGCCAUUGGCAGAAAGUGCAACAAAAUUUUAAUACAUGAGAAGAGGAGGAGGACAAGAUGGAAGAGUAUUGGAUGUGUUAGCUUUGAGUUACCAAGGCUUACCAUAUCAGCUCAAGGCAUGUUUCCUUUAUUUGGGCAAUUAUCCUGAGGAUUUUGACAUCAAUGCAAAGAGACUAUAUCAAUUGUGGAUGGCUGAAGGCUUCAUAUCCCAAGAAGAAAGAAGAGAAGACGAAACCAUGAUGGAUGUGGCCGAACGUUACAUGGGUGAACUAGCACAAAGGUGCAUGGUUCAAGUGGAAUUGCAGCCAGAUGAGGAUUCAAUAAUUACAGGAAAUAGAGGGUUUCGAUAUUGUCGACUUCAUGAUCUCGUGAGAGAUUUAUGUUUGUCAAAGGCAAAAGAGGAAAAUUUUCAUCAGGUCAUUGAAUGUGGGCAUAUAAAUCAGCAAGAGCAUCCCUCUUCUUCAUCCAUGGUAACAUCAAUUGGUGGUAACACUUGCAGUAAAAUACACAGACUUGUCAUCAAUCUAGAUGGGAAUAGUAACUUUCAUCUCUUUGAACAAGAAGAAAGAGCUCGGCAUAUUCGGACAAUUUUAUUCUUCAUAGGUGAUGAUUGUGAUUAUUCAUUUGGAGAACAAUUGACCCGUUUCUCCAAAGAAUCCAAAUUUCUUAGACUUAUAAAUUUCGAUGGAAAUCCAUUUGAUAGAAAAAGAAAGGACCAAAAGAGUUACCAAAAGAAAUAGGAAACCUAAUCCUUUUGAGGUACUUGGGUAUAAAUAGGGGUGCAUUCACAAAGUUGCCAUCAUCAAUAAGCAACCUUAGACACUUGCAAACCCUUGAUUUACGAACAAACUUCCAUAUCAGUGUUCCAAAUGUGUUAUGGAAGAUGGAAGGAUUGGUACAUCUUUAUCUUCCUUAUCGUUACUUUUGUACAGAAGGCAAACUACGAGUAGAUGGUUUGAGGAAUCUGGAGACGCUACAAAACUUGGAUUCAGAUAAGGUUAAUGUUAGAGAUCUCUUCAAAUUAACCAAUCUCCGGAGUUUGGAGAAUGUAUGCAUAGCGGGAAAGCUUGAGGACCUAACAAUGGCCAAUAACUACAUCCUUAACAGCAAACAUCGACUAUAGCACACAUCCAUUAAAUUUCUACAUUGUGAUUUGUGUUCAGAAGAUGGAUUACGCCUCCUGAGACAAUUGCUUGGGUGUGUUUGCCUUGUUCAAUUGCGUAUAGAUGGGAUUAUAGGUAAGUUACCACAAUACGAACACCAGUUAUUAUGCCCAAGACUCAACUAUUUAUCCCUGCAGAACUCUAAACUUGAGGAAGACCCAAUGGCAACACUGGAGAAGCUGCCUAACUUAAGGAUUCUAUCCUUAGAAAGAGCCUUUGUAGGAAAGGAAAUGGUUUGCUCUGCUCAUGGUUUUCCUCAUCUCAAGCAUCUAACGCUUUCGUGUUCACAAAUUGAGGAAUGGAGGGUGGAUGACGGAGCCAUGCCUAAACUUUCUUAUCUACUGAUUGCAUGCUGCAGGAAAUUGAAGAUGCUUCCGAAUGGAUUGACAUUCAUCCCUACCCUCCAGGGAUUGCAGACUGUCGCUAUGCCUAAAGCAUUCAAUGACAGGCUCCGAGUGGUCGAUGGCCAAGAAGGAGAGGAUUUUCACAAAAUUAGCCACGUCCCUUCCAUUCGUUUUGACGGUGAAGACUUUUAAGAAGAUGAAGGCAUUGUUGUUAGGGAGGCUCUUGUCUUUGUUGAAGCUGAAGGGUUAAGGUAAUAAUUGUUGAAAUUGAAGCUCAGCAAAUUGUUCAUUAGUUAAAUUUUAUGUAUAGAACUGGUGCUAAUAUAGAGGAUAUGCUAGCUGAUUGUCAUAUAUUUGUUUUGUAUUUUCUCAACUCUUGU